AUGACUCAAUCAAUGCAUGAUCUGCGGUUAGCGCUGCGUGACAGCGUGAAAAAAUUGGACGAUACAGAAAAUACAAUGAAUAAAUUACGCACUGAUUAUGAUAAUCAAAUACAAAAAAAAGACGAAAUUAUUUCAAUGAAAGAAUCCAUUAUCAAAGAAAAAGAUGCUUAUAUAUUGAAACUUGAACAAGAAAUUUCCAAACACGAUUCAACAUUUAUUUCCUCGACUGAUUUUAAUGAUGGUAUAGAUAUAUCCACAUCGAAACGAACAAGUUUACUUGAAGUAUCUUCAACAACAAAACAUCAACGUACAAAACGCACAGCUAUUAGUGCUGAACCUGCUCAACAUAAAAAGUCCAAAGACCUACGUAUCGUUCUUGAACCAUACGCAAAAUCGGAUCGAACAAAAGAAUUCUUACGUAUUGCCAUAUUAAACAAUGAUUUCAUGAAAAAUCUCGAAAUGGAUCAGAUUAUGUCUAUUGUCGAUUGUAUGUAUCCACUUGACCAUCCAGAUGGAGAUUUAAUCAUUAAAGAAGGCGAUGUUGGAAAUCGUGUUUAUAUCAUGGAAGAGGGUUUGGUUGAAGUAAGUAAACAUAGUAAGACAUUAACAACUAUUGGUCCAGGCCGAGUAUUUGGUGAAUUAGCUAUUCUAUAUAAUUGUACUCGUACUGCUUCGAUUAAGGCGUUAUCGGAUUGCAAGUUAUGGGCAGUCGAUCGGCAAACAUUUCAAGCUAUUAUGAUGCGAGCUGGUAUGCAGAAACAGAGCGAUCAUUUAGAAUUGAUUCGAAAUGUAAAAACAUUCGCAAGUUUACGCGAAGAUAUUCUGAGUAAAAUCAUUGAUUCAUUGGAUGAAGUUAGUUAUGCCGAUGGUGAACACAUCGUACGACAAGGUGCAACAGGUGACACGUUUUAUGUUGUUGCUAAAGGACGUGCUCAAAUUACUCAAGCUAAAUCGAAAUGGGAUACACCUAUCUACGAUCGGCAUAUUGAACGCGGAGACUCGUUUGGUGAAAAGGCACUUCAAGCCGAAGAAACUCGACCAUUCAAUGUCAUCGCUGAUGAUCCCAACGGUGUCACAUGUCUUGUACUCGAUCGACAAAGUUAUCGUGAAAUGAUAGCAGAUGAAUUAUUUCGAUUGAAACGUGAAGAAUCCUUUAAAAUUACACGUAAACUUACAACUUCUACUAGCGGUGAAGACGAACGUGAUUUGAAAAAUCUACGUUUAAGUGAUAUUGAAAUUGUUUGUACAUUAGGUCUUGGUGGUUUUGGUCGCGUAGAAUUAGUCCAAGAUACGCGAACUUCAUAUAAAUAUGCUCUUAAACAAAUGAAAAAACAACAUAUUGUUGCUAUGAAACAACAAGAACAUGUAAUGAACGAACGAAAUAUAAUGAUGGGAACAAGAUCGGACUUUAUUGUUAGAUUAUACAAAACAUUUAAAGAUCGAAAAUAUUUAUACAUGCUAUUGGAAUCAUGUUUGGGCGGAGAACUAUGGACUUUAUUACGCAAUCGUGGUACAUUUGAAGAAUUUGAAGUGCGAUUUUAUAGUGCCUGCGUUAUUGAAGCAUUUGCUUAUUUACAUAGCAAAGGAAUUGUUUAUCGAGAUUUAAAACCUGAAAACCUUUUAUUAGACAAUAAAGGUUAUUGUAAAUUGGUUGAUUUUGGUUUUUCAAAAAAAGUUGGUCUUGGCAAAAAAACAUGGACAUUCUGUGGUACACCUGAAUAUGUUGCUCCAGAAAUUAUCCUAAAUAAAGGCCAUGAUAUGGGUGCUGAUUGUUGGGCUCUAGGUAUUCUGAUAUUUGAGUUAAUCAGUGGAAAUCCGCCAUUCUCCGGUCCUGAUCCAAUGAAAACUUAUAACAUUAUAUUGAAAGGUAUUGAUGCUGUUGAAUUUCCUCGGAAAGUUUCAAAAAUGGCUGCAUUAUUAAUCAAACGAUUGUGCAGGGAAAAUCCCAUUGAACGUAUUGGCUAUCAAAAAGAUGGUAUAAAAGACAUUCAAAAACAUCAAUGGUUUGAAGGGUUUAGUUGGGAAUGUUUGAAAAAAGGAACAUUAGCAGCACCUUAUACUCCAAAAGUUGAACAUGAAGUUGACACGUCGAAUUUUGAUUAUUUUCCUGAAGAUGAAUCUACCGAGCCAGAAGAUGAUUUAACCGGUUGGGAUAAAGAAUUUUAA
This is a messenger RNA of Rotaria socialis, 2166 nucleotides long. The record is from the annotation of a GenBank genome assembly. NCBI's taxonomy places the organism in Eukaryota, Metazoa, Rotifera, Eurotatoria, Philodinida, Philodinidae.